UACCCUUUGAUAACUGGAUUAAACAUGAAGUUGUGGUAUAAAAGCAACGUCCUGAUGUCCAAAGAUUCGCAAUUGACUGAAGUCUGUUCGUCAGCUACUGAAAAAGAACCAAGUGAGGAGCGGCUAACCAGCUGGCCUCUGCAAAGUUAUACUUCUUUAUAAACUUUCUUAGCACUUCUCGCAAUUUUCUCAAAUUUCCUAGCAAUGGCCCAAAACACUACAUUUGUCUCCACCUACGACGCGUUUCGUUCGGAAAGGCGUAUGCUGGGAUGGAAUACCCCAGAAGACUACAUGUCUCACGUUCACCCAUAUUGGAAGACUUUCGAAGCCCCAAACCCGUUCAUUCACUACAUGAUAGGAUUUCUCUACACCAUUUUUAUGUUUUGUUGCGUCGCUGGAAAUGGAGUCGUCAUCUGGAUCUUUACAAAUUGCAAGAGUUUGCGGACCCCUUCCAAUAUGCUGGUAGUCAAUCUGGCGAUUUUGGAUAUGAUCAUGCUGUUGAAAUCUCCCGUUAUGAUCAUCAAUUCCUACAAUGAAGGGCCUGUCUUUGGAAAAUUAGGUUGCGAUGUUUUCGCUCUUAUGGGAAGUUAUAAUGGAAUUGGUGCAGCAGUGAACAACGCCGCUAUUGCUUACGAUCGCCACCGUACUAUCUCUCGUCCAUUGGAUGGCAAAUUGUCUCGCAAGCAAGUAACUUUGAUGAUUGUUGCCAUCUGGGCUUGGGCCACACCUUUUUCGGUGAUGCCUUUCUUUGGCAUUUGGGGAAGAUUUGUGCCUGAGGGCCUCCUGACCACUUGCACCUUCGACUACAUGACGGAGGAUUCUUCGACCAGGUUGUUCGUUGGCACCAUUUUCUUCUACGCCUACGUCAUCCCGCUGGCAAUGCUUAUUUUCUACUAUUCCAAAAUUGUGAGAUCUGUUGGCGCUCACGAGAAGACUCUCCGUGACCAGGCCAAAAAGAUGAACGUUACUUCCCUGCGCAGCAACCGCGAUCAAAAUGAAAAAUCAGCUGAGGUUCGCAUUGCUAAAGUUGCAAUUGCUCUUUCCGCCUUGUACGUUUUCGCUUGGACUCCUUAUGCCUUUGUGGCCCUCACAGCCGCUUUUGGAAAUAGGUCCAUCCUGACACCGCUUAUGAGCACCGUGCCCGCCUGUUGUUGCAAAUUUAUUUCCUGCAUCAACCCAUGGAUGUAUGCAAUCAACCAUCCUCGUUAUCGCAUGGAACUGCAGAAGAAAAUGCCCUGGUUCUGCAUUCACGAACCUGUUCCUACCAACGACGAUUCGAGCGUCAGUUCGGCCACGACAGAAAUGUCUGGUGUCUCCAAGGAAACUUCUUCAUAAAAUCUGCAUAGCCUUUAAUUAUUUUGACCAAGGACCGAAACAGGAUCAUGAAUAUAACCUUCCGAAGAAAAAAUCAUCCAUAGCAAUUAGUAGUAGUUUUAAUAUCCCACAAUAUAUAUUGAUUUGUUGAAUUACAAAUAAACAAACCCAGCAUAA
This is a messenger RNA of Daphnia pulicaria, 1491 nucleotides long. Its product is annotated as opsin, ultraviolet-sensitive-like. The coding region runs from base 205 to 1335 and encodes 376 amino acids. NCBI's taxonomy places the organism in Eukaryota, Metazoa, Arthropoda, Branchiopoda, Diplostraca, Daphniidae. Gene Ontology annotation, cellular component: membrane. The record is from RefSeq and is a predicted model, not a curated record. Gene Ontology annotation, biological process: visual perception; G protein-coupled receptor signaling pathway. The transcript is spliced from 9 exons. Gene Ontology annotation, molecular function: G protein-coupled receptor activity.